Messenger RNA from Misgurnus anguillicaudatus (oriental weatherfish), 8340 nucleotides. Lineage: Eukaryota; Metazoa; Chordata; Actinopteri; Cypriniformes; Cobitidae. The record is from RefSeq and is a predicted model, not a curated record.
AGAGAGAGAGAGAGAGAGAGAGAGAGAGAUUAAACAGUAGAGAGAGUGAAAGAAAGAUAUAAGCAACCUCGUGUAUCAGGUUGCUGGCUGUUGUUUGGAUCGUAUUGAAGAUGAGCAUGAAAAGUUGACAGUCGGAUCGGCUCCAGUUUUAACACAGGGGUAACAGUUUAAUAAUCCCAUAGCAACACGUGAAGCCGAUAAUGAGUCUCCUGACGCAGCUCAGACUGUUACUGUGGAAGAACUUCACCCUACGGAGAAGACAGAGGGUGCGUUUGGUGGUGGAGUUGAUUUGGCCUCUGUUUUUGUUCUUUAUUCUUGUGGCGGUCAGAUCCACCAAUCAGCCUGUUUACAAAGGAGAGUGCCACUACCCCAAUAAACCCCUCCCUUCGGCGGGCGUGUUGCCAUGGCUACAGGGCAUGAUGUGUAACAUUCAGAACCCGUGUGUGAAUCACCCGACACCAGGUGAAGCACCGGGGCAGGUGAACAACUUCAAUGACUCGAAGGUCUCAAAGGUUUUGAUUGAGGUUCAGUCACUCCUGGCAGACCCCACCCUCUUCAACAGCAUCAAACUACUGGCUGGAGACAUCAGCCAAUGGGCUUCACUCCUGCAGAAUGCCAAUCCAAACAGUGGUCAAUCCAUUCCACUGCGCAGUUUGCUGCGAAACAACGAGACGUUCACAGAAUAUCUGAUGACCAGCUUGAACGUGUCGAACACAACAGCAGCAAACCUGACGAGAGUGAAGGUUCGACUCGGACAGAUAUCGACGCUGUCAGGUGGAGGUGAUUUACGCUCGGUGCUCUGCAACUCAUCUGUUGACCAAAUCCUGGAGUUUAUUUCCCCCGAUCAAAAAGAGCAGUUCAACAACAUCACAUGCUCUUUAACAGCAAAUCAGUUUCGACAAACCACGCAGGCUUUCAUGCAGAACCUCGACAACAUGAAACUAUUAACUGCUCUUCCAUUAGCGCUGGGUUUGAACCGACUGGAGGCCAGCGCGCUCAUGACUCAAACCAGCGCUCACAUUGCUCCUCUGAUGAUGGGGAUGUCUAGUUUCCAGAUGUCAGCAUUGCUGAAUGUUGCAGAUGGUUUAAACUUCAAGUCCGAUCCGUUCGGCAGCAUCAAUUUGCUGAUGUGUGGAUCAGGCUUUAAUUCAACAUCCAGCAACACCAGCAGAUCCGCGGUCAACACAACUCAACCGAGCACAAGUGCGGCAACAACAGAAAACAUCAACACGACCAACACAAACAGCAGUGAUUUCUGUACGAACUUGACAAACACAUUACAGAGCUCAUCCGCCAUGCGUUUGUUCUGGAGUACCUUCCGUCCGUUCCUGCAGGGAAAAAUCCUUUACACUCCUAACACAACUGUUACACAGGAAAUCAUUAAAGAGGCCAACCGUACGUUUGAUGCUCUGGCUAAAGUGGGCGAUUUGGCGGAUUUGUGGCUGCAAAACCAAGCGGAGAUCUGGGAUUUUUUCGACAACGGCACGCAGAUCAACACGCUAAGGGUUCUCCUGCAGAAUCCAGUGUUUGCAGCUGUCCUUGAUCAACGGCUGCAGGGUACCGGGCUGUCCUCGGCAUUGAUCGCCAACUUCUUGUUUAACGGUCCUGAGUCCGAGCGUCCUCCAGGAAUGCCGCCGUUCGACUGGCGAAACGUCUUUAACGCCACCACUCAGGCAGCAGAACAGCUCACUCAGAUUUUAGAGUGUUUUGAUCUGGAUAAGUUCGAAGGUGUCAGCAAUGAAGCUCUGCUCGUCCAGCGUUCUCUGAACCUGAUAGAUCAGGACAUGUUCUGGGCUGGAGUGGUUUUCACAGAUCUGGGUAACGACCCCAGUGACCCCAGGCCUCCGACACAUAUCAAAUACAAGAUCCGCAUGGACAUCCAGGAGACCGAGAGGACAGACAAAGUCAAGGAGAGGUCCUGGUACCCAUCGGCCCGUGAUAACGCUUUUAAUGACCUGCGGUAUGUCAGAGGUGGGUUUGUGUAUCUACAGGACAUGCUGGAUCGGGGAAUUGUUCGGGUUCAGACUGGAAUCAGCCAGACGCUUGGAGUAUACGCACAACAGAUGCCGUACCCAUGCUAUGUCGACGAUGCGUUCCUGCGGUCUCUGGCGCGCUCCCUGCCUCUCUACAUGACGUUAGCCUGGAUCUACUCUGUAGCGCUCAUCGUCAAGGGCGUGGUUCAGGAGAAGGAGGCGCGUCUGAAGGAGACCGUGAGGAUGAUGGGAUUGAAGAGCUCCAUCUAUUGGUUGAGCUGGGCCAUCAGUUGCAUACUGCCCCUCGGCAUCAGCGCCGGCCUCCUCACUAUCAUUCUGAAGUAUGGAAAGGUUUUGAGAUACAGUGACCCUUCGGUGAUCUUUGUCUUCCUCCUGGUCUUCUGCGUGGCCACCGUCAUGCAGUGCUUUUUCAUAAGUGUGUUUUUCUCCCGGGCGAAUCUGGCUGCCGCCUGCGGAGGUCUCAUCUAUUUCCUGCUCUACCUUCCUCAUGUGCUCUGCUACGCCUGGAGGGACGUCCUGGGCUUCGGCGCCAAGAUCGGCACGAGUCUGCUGUCGUGCGUGGCCUUCGGAUACGGCUGCGAGAAUUUCGCCCUUUAUGAGCAGCAGGGCAUCGGGAUUCAGUGGAGUAACAUCCGAGUGAGUCCACAGGAGAACGACCGCUACUCCUUCAUCGUCUCCAUCUUCAUGAUGCUCUUCGACGCUCUGAUCUACUGGAUACUCACCUGGUACAUUGAGAACGUCUUCCCGGGACAAUACGGUAUUCCAAAGCCGUGGUAUUUUCCAUUUACAUCCUCAUACUGGUGUGGAACUCGAGUGGGUUCUGAUGCAGAACCUGACCCAAUCAAAGAACUGGAAGACCAGAGCGGAUACCUGGAGAAGCCUCCCAUGAGCAUGAAAGCAGGCGUGUGCAUCCGGAACCUGGUGAAGGUGUAUAAGACGGGAAAUAAACUUGCCGUUGACGGACUCAGUCUGGACUUCUAUCGGGACCACAUUACAUCAUUCCUGGGACACAACGGUGCUGGAAAAACUACAACUAUGUCAAUUCUGACAGGUCUCUUUGCUCCCACUUCUGGUACAGCCUUUAUUAAUGGUUACGACAUUCGCACCGAUAUGGACACAAUCAGGAAACAUCUGGGAAUGUGUCCACAACACAACGUCCUCUUCAAUGAUCUGACAGUGGAGGAACACAUUUAUUUCUAUGCCCGACUGAAGGGGCGGAGCUCUAAAGAGGUGAAGCGUGAAAUAGAUCAGAUGAUUAAAGACGUGGGUCUGCCUCACAAACGCAAAGACCUUGCCAAGAACCUCUCAGGUGGGAUGCAGAGGAAGUUAUCUGUCGCCAUAGCAUUUGUGGGCGGAUCCAGUGUCGUGAUUCUGGAUGAGCCGACCGCAGGAGUGGAUCCGUAUGCGCGCCGAGGCAUCUGGGACUUGCUGCUCAAAUAUAAAAAAGGUCGCACUAUAAUCUUGUCUACCCAUCACAUGGAUGAGGCAGAUAUUCUGGGCGAUCGCAUUGCCAUCAUCUCUCACGGACAACUCUGCUGCUGCGGUUCAUCUCUCUUCCUCAAGAAAACAUACGGGAGAGGCUAUUACCUCACCGUUGCGCGGGCCAAUCAAGAACAAGUGACAUCACAAAGCACCCCCAAAUCUAGAGAGUGUGAUAAAUCCAGCGUCGAUGAGGGAAUCUGUAGUGACAUUGGCAGUCUGGACACACCAGAUUUGGCCGACGUGAGUCGUCUGGUGAGACGGCACAUGCCGGAGGUGGAGUUUCUGGAGAUGAUAGGUCAAGAGCUCGUGUUUUUACUGCCGUACACGGGCGCCACCGAUGGCAGCUUCGCAUCUUUGUUUAAAGAGCUGGACCUGGAGAAAAAGGCUUUGGGCAUCACCAGCUAUGGGAUUUCAGACACAAGCCUGGAAGAGAUCUUUCUGAAGGUGGCUGAAGAUACAGGUGUUGAUGUGGGAUCUCAAGAUAAGAGUGAAACUCUGAAAAAAUUGCACAGAAGCAGCUCAAGGGUAUCAGGAACACAGACCAUCAGCUCUGCACUCGAAUGCAAAGCUGCAGACACCGUGAAAAAUGAUGCGAAGGUUAGAUUCACUCGUCGAGUGGAGGACACACAGCGCCCUAUGUGUGCUAAUGGAAAAGGAUCAAGUGUCAUCACAGGAUGGUCAUUGAUCAGACAGCAGUUUUUUGCUCUAUUUGUCAAGCGAUUCCACCAUGCCCGCAGAAGCAGAAAAGGAAUUAUUGCUCAGGUGGUUUUGCCAGCGUUUUUUGUGUGUUUGGCUCUUAUCUUCUCUUUGAUUGUCCCUCCGUUUGUGGAGUAUCCCAACCUGGAGCUUCAGCCAUGGAUAUAUGGAGCUCCUCAGAACACCUUCUACAGUUUUGAUGAUGCAGGUGUAGCUCAGGUGAAGCAGGUGACAAACGCUUUGCUCAAAAACCCUGGAUUUGGGACCCGCUGUAUGAGCAGCAACCCCAUACCUAAAUAUCCCUGUAAUCCAGCGGUCGGCACUGAUUGGAUGACCCCUGCGGUAGAUCCCUCCAUCACUGACAUCUUCGAAAAAGGGAACUGGACCAUGAUGAACCCAUCACCUGACUGCCAAUGUGGGACUCCUCAACGGAGCAUCAUGCUGCCGGACUGCCCGCUCGGAGCCGGAGGAUUACCACCACCUCAGAGAACUCAGAACACAACGGACACGCUGCAGAACCUCACGGCCCGAAACAUGACGGACUUUCUGCUCAAGAACUACCAAAAAUCUGGAAAAAUACGAUAUGGUGGGAUCUCUGUGGGCGGUGUGAACUCACAGGUCAAACUGAACGAAUCUGAGAUUAAUGCCAUACUUACUGAUCUCAAAUCAGCUUUCAACAUCUCACAGAGUAACUUGACUGAUCAAGUCUUUCAAGCCAUUCAGCUGCUUCUGGUUGAACUGGGUACAAGAGACAAUGUGAAGGUGUGGUUCUAUAACCAGGGCUGGCAUUCACUUGUGUCUUUCCUGAAUGUGGCCAGUAAUGGGAUUUUAAGAGGGAAUCUGCCCGCUGGAUUCAAACCAGAGGAAUAUGGAAUCACCACAUUUAACCACCCGCUGAAUCUGACCAAAGAGCAGCUCUCAUUCGCAGCACUGGCAUCGUCCUCUACGGACGUAGUGGUGGCGAUCUGUGUGAUCUUCGCUAUGUCCUUCAUCCCGGCCAGUUUCGUCCUCUUCCUCAUCCAGGAGCGUGUCAGUAAAGCCAAACACCUGCAGUUUGUCAGCGGGGUGAAUCCAACCAUCUACUGGCUGGCAAACUUCGCCUGGGACAUGUGUAAUUAUGUGAUGCCAUGUCUCAUCGUCAUCGUCAUCUUCCUGUGUUUCCAACAAAAAGCGUACGUCUCUCCACCCAACCUGCCCGCUCUCAUACUUCUGCUGGUGUUGUACGGUUGGUCCAUCACUCCGAUGAUGUAUCCCGCAUCCUUCUUCUUCAGCGUUCCCAGUACAGCGUAUGUGGUUCUCACCUGCAUCAAUCUCUUCAUUGGUAUUAAUGGCAGUGUGGCAACAUUUGUCAUGGAGAUGUUUGAUGACCCGAAUAUAACAAAGAUCAAUGACAUAGUGAAACAGGCUCUUCUGGUGUUUCCUCAUUUCUGUUUGGGCCGAGGGCUGAUGGACAUGGCCAAAAACCAGGCCAUUGGAACCCUCUACCAAAACCUGGGUGAAGACCGCUUUCAAAAUCCUCUCGGCUGGGACAUGGUGGGGAAAAAUUUGUUUGCCAUGGCCAUUCAGGGGGCUGUAAUGUUCUCGCUGACCUUACUCAUUCAGUACAAGUUCUUCUGCAAACCUAUGUCCAUAAAGACAUUUCCAACGUCUACGGAGGAAGAGGAUGAAGAUGUAGCUCGCGAGCGUGCCCGUGUGCAGCAGGGUGGAGCUCAAAACGACCUGCUCCGAAUCUGUGACCUCAGUAAGAUGUAUCGUGUGAAGCCGACUCCAGCUGUGAACAGAAUCUGUGUUGGCGUUCCUGCAGCAGAAUGUUUUGGUUUGUUGGGGAUUAAUGGAGCAGGUAAAACUACAACCUUUAAAAUGCUCACUGGCGACAUCAGUCCGACAGCCGGAGACGCCUUCCUGAACGGAUACAGCAUCCGCAGUGAAAUGCAGUUGGUGCAGCAGAAUAUGGGCUAUUGUCCUCAGUUUGAUGCCAUAGACGACCUUCUGACGGGACGAGAGCACCUGGAGUUCUACGCUCGACUCCGAGGUGUGCCGGAAAAAGAGGUCGCCAUGGUGGCUGAGUGGGGCAUUCAGAAGCUCGGCCUUGUGAAAUAUUCAGAGAAGUCUGCAGGAACCUACAGUGGUGGGAACAAACGCAAACUCUCCACUGCCAUGGCUCUGAUUGGCUGUCCUCCUCUGGUCUUCCUUGAUGAGCCCACCACAGGCAUGGACCCCAAAGCCAGACGUUUUCUCUGGGACUGUAUACUGAGUGUCAUCAAAGAGGGUCGGUCUGUUAUCCUCACCUCACACAGUAUGGAGGAAUGUGAAGCUUUAUGCACUCGCAUGGCCAUCAUGGUGAAUGGAGAGUUUAAAUGUCUGGGCAGCAUUCAGCAUCUAAAGAGCAGGUUCGGAGAGGGUUAUACUGUGAUCGUUCGCAUGCGUGCGGAUCAGGCCGAUCUGGGUGUGGUGGAAACAUUUAUGCGCGAGACGUUUCUCGGAAGCACUUUAAAAGAGAAGCAUCACAACACGCUGCAGUACCAGAUACCGCAGGGAGAGGGCGCUCUGGCAAACAUCUUCAGUCAACUCAGCAAACAUCAGGAUACUCUGGGUGUAGAGGAUUACUCUGUGUCACAAACUACACUAGACCAGGUGUUUGUGAGUUUUGCACGUCAGCAGCGUGAUGAAGAGGACGGUGCAUUUGAUAACUUUGUAGAUAUGAGUGAUGAGACCCAAACAUCUGCAACUUGAAUCAAACCGGCAUCUGCUGCUACACUUAUUUAUUUACUUUACAUCACAAUCUCCAUGUACUGUACCUAAAUAAUGUUAUAUUUCUAGCUUUACUCCAAACGUUUGAUUUAAAAACACAGCCAUUCAUGAAAAACUCAGGGGUAUUUUUAUAAAGAGAUUAUUUUAAUGACAAAUAUAUAUUCAGAUCUCAUAUAUUCCCAUAUUUUACUGCUGAAGUGUGAUGUUUUAUAUAUAUAUAUAACUAUAAAAUCGUUUAUAUUUUUUGCCAAAUCUAAAGAGAUUAUCAAAAAUAUGCUCUACAAUGUUUGAUGAUUUUUUUUUUUGUAGACAAAUUGAAAUUGCGUAAACGAAUUACUUUACGAAACUAAACUGUGAAGAAAAAUCAAUCAAUAAUUGUGUUUGAUGAUGUGAAAGCUUUUUCAAUGGUGUACCGUCACUGUCCCGCAGGUGGGACCUUUGACAUGACAUAUUUAUAACAAUAAACUUUUAGUCUAAACCUACACUAAUCUUCUAAGCUCUAAGAAUGUAGUUUUCAUAUAUCAAGGCCAUCUGAUAAUAGAAAUUGUAUAGCGGCAGUCAUUUUGUUAAAUGUCACUGACCCCGUAGGAAACAUAUGAAUUCUUAUAUAUUCAUAUUUCUAAUAUUCUUCAAAUGAAUCUAUGAAUCUUUAAAAAUCUUGACAACCUACAUAUUAUUGGAAAGCUCAAUGAAUGUAGUUUUCAUAUUUCAAAACCUUUUGCAUUAAUAAUAUUGCAGUGACAGUAAUUUAUUAAUUUAUGACAAGAUUAUGCAGCUAAACAUUGACACCUAGUGGCAUUUAUUGGUAAAACCACUAAAAGUGUGACAGAAACCUCUUUUUUUGUGAUUUUUACUUGAAAUUUGGUUCAGAACUAGUUGAUACUUUGUAGCAUUUUGGGUGUAAACCAUUUUUAUUUAAUAUUCACAACUCCAAACACUUGAAAAAUGUUAAAGAGACCAAGAUUUACUUCUAGACCAAAGAAUGCCAGAGUCCACCCCCACUCAAAAGGGGGUGACAGUUAAAGGGUUAAACUUCCCAUCAUGCACCCAUGUAAGACACAAUGGGAUUGCUUGUUUAAUGAAUCAUAUUUGCAAAACAUUUAAGUCAUUGUAUGAAUGAGGAGAUAUGUUUUAUUCUUAAAGACAGGGGAAGAGCUUCAGUGUCAUUAUUAUAUUUUAUUACAUUGCACUUUUAAAACUCAGGAAUGAAAUAUGGUUUGCUUUAAUGGUUCCCAGACAGUUUUGCUUCUGGUUUUAUGCAGUAAAAGUUGUCAGAGAUGACACACAUAUUAACACUUACCUGUUUUCAAUCCUGAUGUUUGUAUUCACUCUCAUGUCUCUGUGAAUCUGCUACUGAGAUGUUUGUUCUGCUUAUUGCUGCUUUACGCACACACACACAUUAAACAUUUGCACACUC